This is a messenger RNA of Ctenopharyngodon idella (grass carp), 2619 nucleotides long. Its product is annotated as gastrula zinc finger protein XlCGF7.1-like. The coding region runs from base 221 to 979 and encodes 252 amino acids. The transcript is spliced from 3 exons. Gene Ontology annotation, biological process: regulation of transcription by RNA polymerase II. Gene Ontology annotation, molecular function: DNA-binding transcription factor activity; RNA polymerase II cis-regulatory region sequence-specific DNA binding. Lineage: Eukaryota; Metazoa; Chordata; Actinopteri; Cypriniformes; Xenocyprididae. The record is from RefSeq and is a predicted model, not a curated record.
CUGGAGGAAGACGAGCGAAUAACACAUGCGACACCCGCAGGCGCGGUACGGUAGAUGUUCACGACAAUAAGAGCGCGUUUACGGCUGUAUCACGGUGGAGUGUUGUAUCUGAUGUCCUUCCCACAAAAAUUUGCCCAUAAAUACUGGGAGUAUUCACAUCAUCCUACAAGAGAAGGACAAACUCCAGGUGUAGCAGCAGAAAUCUGUGUGACUGUUAAAGAUGGAGUUUAUUAAAGAGGAGAUUGAAGACAUGAGUGAUCCAGAACCAUCCAGAAUAAAACAUGAAGAAACUGAGGAACAAAUAGACCAGAUGGAGGUGAUGGAGCAAAAACACAAACUGAAAGUUAAAGAGGAGAAACAUGACUUCAAAACUCAAGGAACAAAAGCCAAAAAGCUGCACACCUGCUCACAGUGUGGAAAGAGAUUCCAAAAUGAACGAAACCUUAACAGACACAUAAGAAUUCACACUGGAGAGAAACCGUAUACAUGCACUCAGUGUGGAAAGAGUUAUGCUGGUGAAUCAGGUCUCAGAUAUCAUCUGCUCCUUCACUCUGGAGAAAAGCCAUUUAACUGUGAUCAGUGUGGUAAAGAUUUUAUUUCAUCAUCAAAUUUAAAAGCACACCUGAAAGUUCAUUCAGAUGAGAGGCCUUAUGUGUGUUCUUUCUGUGGAAAGGGUUAUUCCAGGCUGGAUCAUUUUAAACUUCACCAGAAAGCACACAAUAAAGUGAAAGAUCAUGUGUGUUUGGACUGUGGGAAGAGCUUUACUACAGCUGACAAUCUGAAACAGCACCAAAGAAUUCAUACUGGAGAAAGACCUUACAAGUGCUCAUAUUGUGACAAGAGUUUCACUCUGUCUGGAAACCUGAAAUCACAUGAGCGAGUUCAUACUGGAGAGAAGCCGUACUACUGUACUCAGUGCGGGAAGAGUUUUAGACAUUUAUCAGGCCUUCACACUCAUAUGAAAAAAUGUUACAAGUGAUCAACAUUCGUUUUCAUGUCAAAUACAUUCAAGUAAAUUCUGUGAGAUAAAAUGAGUUUGUCCAAAAAGCACAAUAUCAUCUAGAUUAAAGGUAAGGUAGGCAAAAUGUUUUAUAAACACUUUUUGUUAUACCGUUUGAUAGAGUUGUCAAAAGUACCCACUUCGGUACCGAAAUUUAAAAAAUGUGUCGCUUUGUGCGCUGUUGAGUGGAUUCGUAAACACCUCUGAUUGGCCAUUUUGUUGACACGCUCAUCGGAUAUGUCUGUGAUUGGCUACAAUGAUCAAUGCACGGGAGCGAUUGAAAGCACACGGAAGUGUUUGAAUUUGAAAGCGGAAGCGUUUGAAAACUGGUCCGCAAUAGACACCUGCUUUCAAACGCUCCCGUGUGUAUCUGUAAGCGCUCUGUGAAGAGCAUCAAUGAUGACUAUUUACAGCGUUUUUGAAACAUUGAUCAUUGAAGCCAAUCACAGACAUAUCAAAUGAGCGCGUUAACACAAUGGCCAAUCAGAUGUUUACGAAUCCACUCAACAGAGCUCAAAGCAUCACAUUUUUAAAAUUUCAGUACCAACUUGGUACCGAAGUCGGUACUUUUGACAGUUCUACUGUUUGAAACUCUCUUCACAUCCUGAUACCAAUCAAUAAUAGAAGUGGUCUAGAUGUUAAAACAUAUAUAUAUAUAUAUCUUCUGUGGAAGACCAAAAAAUGUUCAUCCAAUCGGUCCGAAUGCAAUGAUACGAUGUCCUAUCUGCCGGUCAACAUAUGUAUUUCCAUACCUUCGUGCACCUGCUCGUGCAGACGUCAUCAGCGUGUUCCUCAGGCUGUGCAGAGAUGUAGACGGACAGUCACUGAGCUCCGCAAACAAACAGCAGCCACCUUUUACAGUUCCUCCUGAACCAAAAGAAGAUUAUUCUGUGUUCACACCAUGUCAUAGCCGUAAUUAUGAGAUGGCAACCCGUGACUUUCUAUCCGAACGUUGUGCGUGUUUAUGUGUUUUGAAGGAGACAUGUCUUUGGGAAGGGAGGGUGAGAUCUCAUGCUUUCAAAGCUAGCUUGCUAUUGCUAGCCUCUCAGAAAUUGCUUACUAUACCUUUAAAGGUGCAAUAUGUCGAAUUUUCUGUCCGCUAGAGGCCUAUUCAAAACAAAAGCGUAGCUUGAUGAUGCCAAGUUUGAGCGUGGAAUCUUGGGACAUGUGGUCUUUACCUCACAGCCGGUGGAAAUAAAUCGGGAUAGGACUCGGAAAGAAAUCAUGUUCAUGGAUAAAGCAGAGCAGGACCGAUUGUUGUGGGAGCUGAAUGAGGCCGCUGGAGCGAUUGCGCAACACACGCCGCGAGGAGAGGAACUUUUAUUAUGCAGCAGUCGCCGGCGCCGCUUCCGCUUUUCCGGUCAUGAGUAUGAGGUAUGAUGUUCUCACACCAAAUUUUUUCUACUUUUUGUUUCCUAGUAAGUGUUUUUUUUUUGUUGUUUUUUUUUUUUUUCCUGUUGGACCUCUUUUUGGAUUUUUCAGUGGACUUUUUUCAGAUCUUUCUGCAACUCCAUUAUUUAAUUCUUCAGCCCAGGUAACUCAGCUGCAAAUCAACUGAACUUGAUCAUUUCUGUUGAACAGAUUUGUCUCUAUGGACAUUUAAUAAACUAUUAAAUCAA